AUGCGGGGCAAAGAAGUUGGUGAAACUUACAACAUUAUGCCUACAAGUGCAAUCAGUGAUGAAGGCAUUCCUGAUUUGUUGCUAUGGUUAGUUCAAUGGACUCAGAAGACUAUGGUUGAAAGACUUACUUGUAGUAAUGAAGUACAGUGCACAGUUUUGGAGGUUCAGGUUGUUGAAGGCCAUGGGACAACAAUUGACAUUGUGUUAGUCAAUGGUGUGCUUCAUGAAGGAGAUCAGAUAGUUGCUUGUGGCUUGCAGAGUAUUGGACAGCAUAUGUGA
This is a messenger RNA of Thlaspi arvense, 279 nucleotides long. The record is from the annotation of a GenBank genome assembly. Lineage: Eukaryota; Viridiplantae; Streptophyta; Magnoliopsida; Brassicales; Brassicaceae.